Aphanomyces astaci is the source of this 4522-nucleotide messenger RNA. RefSeq lists its product as hypothetical. The transcript is spliced from 9 exons. The record is from RefSeq and is a predicted model, not a curated record. Lineage: Eukaryota; Oomycota; Saprolegniomycetes; Saprolegniales; Verrucalvaceae. Gene Ontology annotation, biological process: vesicle-mediated transport. Gene Ontology annotation, cellular component: cytosol; endocytic vesicle. Gene Ontology annotation, molecular function: small GTPase binding; guanyl-nucleotide exchange factor activity. The coding region runs from base 1 to 1551 and encodes 516 amino acids.
AUGCCGAAUGUCCUCGUAAACGGCUGCUUUCAACGCGUCCUCUUGAACUUGGAUGGCACGACGGUCCAUCGCAUCCUUGUGCAUCGCGACUUUCCGCUUUCGACUCUGCAGCCACUUGCACAUGCAAAAUGGAUCUCCGUGUACAUCGCCGAGCACUCGCGUUGGUCUGUCUUCCCCACGCCGAUGCACUUAAUGCCAUGUGGGCAACGCUUGCAAGUGGCGCUGGACGGCCAUUCCUUACAUGUGGUCCUGGGCUCCAAUCACCCCGUAGAGAUGUUCGGUCAUGGACGAUGCCGAAAAGGCCGGCGCGACGCGUGGAAAGCCAGCGAGGUGACCCUGUGGACCACCCACGUGAGUCUUGUCUUGUCAGUGAACAACUCGGCGAAAUCCAUUCAAUUAGUGAACCUCCAUGUUGGAGCGACAGAUGCCAAGAGAGUGCAAACACAACUGCACUUUGCCCACAAGAAGCGACCCCAUCAAGUCGUUGUCGUUGCGUGGGCCGCAGCAAUCGCCCACAACGUCCACGAGGUUGAGCGCAAAUACCAGACAAUCCUGCCCCCGACGUCGUCGCAACGCUCUGUGACGUCGCGCAAGUUUGCGCUCACUCUGGACACUCGCCACCACUUGCGCAAGUUUCACGCCUUCCGCCUCACGGAAGCAUCAAAGCAGCAGUGUUGCAGCCCCGCCGACAAUCGAUAUCGUCGAACCACGUUUCAUCAGGAUACCAGCGUCGCGUUUGAUUCCAACAACCCGUGGGUUGUACACCUCACGGCCCCUCGAUGCGCGGGUGGCUGCGGCAACGUUAUCGAGACAGACCAAUUGACGUGCAAUCCAACAUGCGAACGCCGCGCUGUCCUGCUUGGCACCGCAGUGACGGCGGCCUUCUCCGAUGAGGCCGUGCUGCCCUGCACCUGGUGCCGGAACCGUCCAUCGCAAGAAGAAACCCAUGACGUGGACCCCCCAAGCGGCCCACGGGAACUUGUGCGCGACGCGGGGGACGUGGUGGCCAACCUCACGCAGUACAUCGUCGCAUAUCGGCAGCACGUGCUCUGGGCGUGCGGGGAGUGGCUGCAAGCAUGGGCACACACUUGCGUCGCUCAUCGAGACCCAGACAAGUUUCGACAGCGGAUGGCUGCCUGGGCCAACGUACUCCCCACUGCCCCUCAGUAUGGCCUCGCGAAGGAGUUUGCGUCUAUGCGUUGGGACGUAGUUUGCGUCUAUGCGUUGGGACGUAGCGUGCAAUCCCUCCGCUAUAUGGACGACGAGGUGGUGCCGUACCUCAAAUUGCACCACCUCCUUGCGUCAGCCAAAGCCAUCUUCGACCUGCAUGCCCAUGCCGUUAGCGGCCAAGCCGACGCCGCGUCGCGCGCGCUGUCGGCCGACGAUUUCCUGCCCGUGUUUAUCUUUUGCGUGUGCCAAGCAUUCCUGCGAUCACCACUGGCCACGCUCGAGUGUAUGUGGUCGUUGUGCAGGGAAGACCCGUUGAAAGGGGAAGUUGGGUUCUACUUGACCAUGCUCGAGGCCGCUCUCGAGUACAUUCGGACCUACUAACUAGGGACUGGAUAUCAACAAGCUGGUCGUGUUGGUGAUAGAGAGAGUGGGGGGGGGUUCUAAUUAAAAUUUGGCCUUGCGCUGCUUGCCUUGCCUCGCUGUCUUGGACGUCACUUUCGGGGGUGGUUUCGGGGCCCGUUGUUCGUUCGUGAGCCGCAGCGGUUGGAUGAUCUUGCCGGCGCGGGUCAUCACUUCCGGGACGGUCAUCGCGUUGGACGCGCGCGCCGUGUUCCAGUCGCUGCCCAGCGGAUUCCGCAUCGCCAAUUCAUACUGUUCGCGCGACGUGAACGGGUACGGCACCGUGUUGACCAUGAACUUGGCCGCCUUCUUGUCCUUCUUUUCGUUGAUCAGCACCGCGUCCAUCUUGUGGUCCUUGCGUUUGGCCAGCGCAGCCGCCUUGGCUUCCUGUACCGUACGGUGGGCCAAUGCCAGCCGUGCGUUCUGCCGCUUGGACGGCUUGAUGCCUUCGCCGGCCCAGCUGCCCCACCCUUCCAUGCCCGUCAGCCGCGCGACUUCGGCGCCGACCUUGACGUCGGCAUCCCGCGCGGCGAGCAGCUCCUUCUCCUUGGCAAUCUCGUUCUCUGUGUCUUCUGCAAACGCAAACGCUUUGCGCACGAGCUCCUCUUGCGCGGUGGGGGGUUGUUUGCUUGUUGAUGAUGAUUUGGCCUUCUUCUGGGGCGCGUCGUCCGCUUCCAGACCGGCUGCGUCACUCGACACGUCCUUUCGUUUCUUGUUGAUUGCAUUCAACGGCAUCAGCGGCGUGACGGGAUGGUCCUUGUCCGCCGUCGAGACGGCCGCCAGCGUCGCCACGGCGGUCGCCACGGAUGCCGAUCCCUCGCUCUUGUGUUUGCCAUGACGUUUGCGGCGCUUCUUGCCCACCUUUGACCCGCUGAGCCACGGGUUUUCUUCGGGCACGGCGGGCGUCCCCACCGCCGCCACUGCCUCGUCGGCUUCCGCUUCGGUGUGUACGGCCGCGGCGGACUGUCCGUCCCCGUCAAAGUCGAUUUUGAUGGCCGACGCCACACGCGUCUUGUGUGACUUGUCCAUCAUCACGGCCUUGGUCUGUAGCGAUCCCUGGACCAUGUCCUUGUCGACGAUCUUCCGGUCCGCCGCGGUCACUUUGGCCUUUUUUUUCGGCGGGGACUUGGUCGCCACGUCGUCGUCGUCCGUCUUGUCCCCGGCAUCGUAGUCGUCGCCGCGGAGUUCCUUGAGCAGAGCCUCAGCCUCGUCGAGAGCGCGUUCGCGCUGCUUCUCCACCGCCUUCUGCAUGAACUUCAUGCCUUGCAAUCCCUUGACCUUAUCGGUGGAGUGCCCGUCUGCUUCGAUGUCCAUGACAAGCGCCGCCGCCUUCUUCUGCAACCGGUGCUGCAGCUUCUCAGUCUCGGUCAUGCCGUCAAGAUGUUCGGCAUCAUCGUCGCUAUUGUCACUAUCGUCUUCGCUGUCGGGGUUGACCGACUGCAUCUUCUUGCGCAGGUCGUCGCCGCGGCGCAGCUGAUCGGCGAUCGCCGAUCGCGUGCCCUGGUCCGCCCCGAUGCCGCGGCCCAACUGGUGCUUGACCCACUUGGACGUGUUUGUGUGCUUGAGUGUCAUGCGUUCUUCCGCGCGCUUCUCGGCUUCGUCCGCGUCCAUCUGCGCGGCAAACUCGGGGUCGAGCUCCCGCAGCGCCAUGCGUUCCUUGCGGUCCUCCUGCUUAUUGCGGAUCUUGUGGUACAGUUUGCUCUUGAUCUUCUUGAUGCGCUUGUUCUUUUGCUCCUGGUAAAACAUCAUGGCGCGCAUCUUGGCGAGCUCGCCCUGGCGCGCGCGCACUUCGUCUACCGACACCUCGUUGGCCGCCAAUUCCGCGGCUUCCUCCUUCAACAUGGUCUUGUCGCUCCACCCACUCGCCUCAAGCAGCGCGGCCACGUCAUUCUCCAGCGGCUUCUCCGGCACAAACUUGGACGUGAGCGACGCCACCGUGAGGUUUUCCACGCGCUGUGUGCCCUGUGCGCGAAAGUCCAGAGUUUCCUUCUCGCGGUUCGCCUUGACUACCGGCUGAAACACAUCCAUCUGCUUCUUCUUGUCCGUGUACGCCACUUUGCGCGACGCGCGGGCCUCCACGACGGGUGCGGCGGGCGCCUGGAGCUUGCUGUCGUCCUUUUCGAGGUGUGCCAGCUGCUGCUUGAGCGACUUCACGGCGGUCGAGCUUUGCACCGUGUCGUCGUCGUCACCGUCGUCGUCACCAGGCAAGCCUGUGAUGGACGCGCCAAGAAGUCCUUCCAAUGUCAACGCCGACCCGCCCAACUUUUUACUAAACGCGGACGGCGCCACGUCCUCCGACGUUUCGGCGUGUGUGAACUUGCGCUUGGGCCCUUUGGCGGCGCUGUGCACCAUUUUCAAAAGGGACGCAUGCUUUUCGUCAUCGUCGUCGUCCUCAUCAUCGCUGGAAUCGUCGCCGGAAUCGUCGGCAGUGUCCAAACGAGAUGCGGGGGCCGUGCCCAACAUGUCGGACAGCAAGUCCCCUGCGUCCUCGUCCUCGACGUCGUCGUCCACAGUGUUGUCGUCCGAGUCUGCUGACGACUUGCCUCCUCCCUGUGCAUUCGCCUUCUUGUUUCCACCGCUGAAAAACGUGCCAAACGUGGCGUCGUCGUCCGAGUUGAACGCUUCGUCUUCGUCGAUUUCGCUGUCCUGAUCGCGGCUGAUCUUCUCGGGGGCCUCAUACUCGUACACCCCAUCCACGUCCAUGCGAUCAUUCUCACGCUGCUCCUUUAAGUCGUCGUGGGUGUCGCCAUGUUCAUACACAUCCAGCGGCGCCUUCCGCUUCGCGGCUCCUUUGCCUUUCCCUCCUUUCCGAGCCAUCUUGAAGUAUCACGAAUGCCACGACGGAUCUCAACUUGACCAAUGAAACCUGGUAUCCGGAUAACACAACCAUUUUGGUUGGUGUGGAGCUCGAGCACUGCGCAUAAAAAUAGUCGACUUCCCCUUUUGAAAAAUA